AUGUCGAAAGAGACCUUGGAGCAGCGCUGGACGAGUCUAACCCAAGACGAGAAGUUUUUCAAUAAUGUCGACUGGAAGCCAGUCGCCCUCAUACCGUCCGCCGGGUACGAGAGGAAGAUCUGCUUCCUGGGGUGCGAGAGCCUCGCCUUCCAGAAUCCCAGCGGCAAAGCCAUCUGGGCAACCAAAGGCGAUGGGGAGAUGAUCGUCCCCGCGAACGUGGCAGUCUACCUGAUUCGGGGGAAGUGGAAUCCGCCUCCGCCGGAUCUGCGUUCGCUGGAUAUGACGGAUAACAAGGAAAUCCAAGGAGAGACACAGUUGGCACCAGGUGAUGGGCGCGAUUUUGAUCAUGAACAGGGCAAUGAACCACCUGGACGCCUUAUCGCGCUUCUCCAGGAGGAGCUGGAGAGAUUAAGCAGCAAGAACGAACUUAUCGAGGAUAUCGAAGAGACGGAUGAGGCACUAUCGAACCUCAGUCUCGACAAUAGGAAGUCCGGGUGCCGUCUCUAAGGAUGUCAAAACGAAGUUUUCUGAAGAUGUCUGGUAGUAUUUAGAGUUAGUUUCUUGGAUGGAUAUAGAGAAAGCAAGACGUAUAUUCUAUAUAU
Neurospora tetrasperma FGSC 2508 is the source of this 602-nucleotide messenger RNA. RefSeq lists its product as uncharacterized. Lineage: Eukaryota; Fungi; Ascomycota; Sordariomycetes; Sordariales; Sordariaceae. The transcript is spliced from 4 exons. The record is from RefSeq and is a predicted model, not a curated record. Bases 1 to 507 code for a protein of 168 amino acids.